Messenger RNA from Penicillium vulpinum, 1758 nucleotides. Its product is annotated as flavin-containing monooxygenase. Bases 1 to 1758 code for a protein of 585 amino acids. The transcript is spliced from 4 exons. The record is from RefSeq and is a predicted model, not a curated record. NCBI's taxonomy places the organism in Eukaryota, Fungi, Ascomycota, Eurotiomycetes, Eurotiales, Aspergillaceae.
AUGGGCUGCAUUGGCCCCAACGAAAGCAAACUGGGCUUUGAUCCCAAAGUGCUCCAGGACAAGUAUCGAGCAGAACGCGACAAACGUCUGCGCAGUGAUGGUACCAAUCAAUACGUGCCGUUGGAUCAAGAUAGUCUGCCAGAUCCCUAUAUUGAGUCACCAAUUACCCGCGGCCCCAUCCAGGAAGAUAUCGACUUUCUCACCAUGGGAGCUGGAAUCACUAACAUCAGGAUUGUCGAAAAGGCUGGGGACUUUGGUGGGAUAUGGUACUGGAACCGGUAUCCUGGGGCGGGCUGUGAUACCGAAGCGCAUAUCUACAUGCCGUUGCGGGAAGAGUUAGGUCCCAUCCCAGCCGAAAAGUACGCAAAGGCGCCUGAAUUGAGGAAGCAUGCUCACAACAUCGGGGACAAAGCCCUCUUCCAGACUGAACUCCAGGCUCUUGGUUGGAAUGAGGAUUCUGGGCGAUGGAUUGGAACCACGAGUCGUAACGAUCAAAUCCGGGCGAAGUUCGUGGCAACUGCAAGCGGUCCGCUGCAAAAUGCUAAGAUUCUGCGUUUCCCGAGGUCUGAGACAUUUAAAGAGCAUUCAUUCCAUACCAAUCGCUGGGACUAUGGUUAUACUGGAGGAGAUACCACCGGGAACUUGGACAAGAUAUCAGAUAAGCGCAUUGGUAUUAUCGGAACAGGCACAACAGCAGUCCAGGCAGUUCCCCACCUUGCUGAAGGUGCCAAACAUCUUUACUUAUUCCAGCGCACUCCAUCCUCUGUUGAUGCUCAAAACAACCAACUGACCGAUCCGGCAUGGGUGGCCAGUUUAACACCAGGAUGGCAAAACCAAAAGAUGGAGAACUUCAACACCAUUGUUUCAGGCGGUCAGGCUAACGAAGACCUGGUCAAUGAUGGUUGGACUCACAUCAUCCGUAGACUAUCGGUUUUGGGGGGUAAGGAUCAGCCGUCAGCUUCAGCGGACAAUGCAUUGAACCGACAGCUUGCGGAUUUCGAGAAGAUGGAACAAAUUCGUGCUCGGGUAGACAGCACUUUCUGCGGGCGACCCUGCUUUUAUCUUCCAACGUUCAAUCGCCCUAAUGUGAUCUUGGUUGACACCGACGGUCAAGGUAUCGACAAAAUUACCGAGGAGGGCAUAGUUGCCGGUGGCAAGUCCUAUAAGCUCGAUUGUAUUAUCUAUGCUACGGGAUUCGAGUAUUCCGUCAACCAUACCAACAGGUCUAGCCUUGUCAUUCGAGGUCGUGGGGGACUUACGCUUUCGGAGAAGUGGAAGAACGGCGCAUCCACACUCCAUGGCAUGCACCGCAGAGGCUUCCCCAAUCUCUAUAUUAUCAGCCUUCUACAAUCAGGGGUUACGCCCAAUUUGACCCACAUGCUCGAUGAACAGGCAAUCCACAUUGCCUAUAUCACUUUAUAUUGCAUGAACAGGCACAUCAAUGUCUUGUAUACUGCAGCGGACGACGAAAGCAAAUGGGUUCAGACUAUUGUUGAACUCGGAAAGCUGCAACAAGACUUUGUGAAAGAAUGCACGCCUGGCUAUUACAACAAUGAAGGGAAGGAAUCAGAAUUGGUGCUUCGGAACUCCAUAUAUGGACUUGGAUCUCCCGCCUUCAUUCAGGUACUGAAAAAGUGGCGAAAGGCAGGGAAACUCGAUGGGCUUGAAUAUGUCAGAAGGGCGCAUAGGCUCCGAAACAUUUGGCAAGCACAUUUUGCAUAUGUUCUUCGCCUCGCUUUUUUUCCGCUACAGUAUUAA